AUCUGUAUUUGCUCUGCUUAGUGGUUUAUUAAUCCUGGAUAUUAUACAUGCCUGGUUUAUAAACAACAAAACAAGGACCCAUCCACUUUGGUUGAAAGCCACUAGAUGCUUCUGGGGAUUUUAAUGAUUACCAAAUCCCAAAUGAAGGCCAUGCUCUAUCUUUUCUUGUUACUGUUCGGUCUGCUGUUCCGCUGUUAUCACCUCUCGGAACCUGAUGAUGUCCAUGGUAAUGAUCGAAAUACAAAUUCCACUAACCAACAGCAACAUUCCACUUUGGAACGAGAAUGUAACACUGAAGUCAGUGCUCUGCACAAGAUAGUCCCUUAUAAUGCUGACUUUGCAUUCCGAUUGUACAAACAAAUGUCUUCUGAUUCAGAUGACAAAAAUAUUUUCUUCUCUCCUGUGAGCAUCUCCACAGCCUUUGCCAUGCUGGCCCUCGGAGCUAAGUCUCAAACCCAGACUCAGAUUUACAAUGCCCUUGCUUUCAACCUGUCAGAGAUUGAAGAAAAUGAGAUACAUAAAGGGUUUUGCCAACUUAUCCACAAGCUUAACCUUCCAAGAGAGGAAAUACUUACAAAAAUUGGGAAUGCUUUGUUCUUAGAUGAGUCAUUGAAAGUUCUCCCUACAUUUCUGGAAGACGUCAAAACCUUGUAUCAGGCUGAAACCUUUUCUACGAAUUUCUUGAAACCUAUAGAAGCAAAACAGCAGGUCAAUGAUUACUUAAAGAACAGAACUUAUGGAGAAAUGAUCAACAAACCCCGUGACUUCAGUAUACACACGGUCAUGGUCCUCGUGAAUUAUGUCUUCUUCAAAGAUUUCUGGAGAGUACAGUUUCAUCCUAUAUUAACCACUGAAAAACCUUUUAUUGCCUAUGGAAACACAACCAUUAAAAAAAACUUUAUGUGCCAACGCACCAGGAUAAAAUUUCUGCACGAUGAAGAUCUUUCUUGCUCGGUAGUGGAAAUACCCUUUUCAAGAAAUGCUGUAGCAUGGUUCAUCCUGCCAGACGAAGGGAAACUAAAAGAUGUAGAAAGGUCUUUGGUAAAAGAAGACAUCAAUAAAUGGAGAGCUUCUUUUCAGUACAGAGAAAUAGAAGUAUGGAUUCCAAAAUUUUCCCUUUCUGCAUCCUACGACUUCAAAAGCUCCUUGCAGAGACUAGGCAUGGCAGAUGUCUUUAAUCAUCGCGCUGAUCUAUCCGGGAUUACAGGAAAACGUAAUCUGAGGGUUUCUCAGAUUAUUCAUGAAGCUGUGCUAGUUGUUCAUGAGGAUGACACUAUGAUGGGUCAUGGUUCCCCUGGAGACCCGUUGUUUCGUUCUCUCCCUCCCCUUCCACCACCUCAUUGCAUCAUCUUCAGCAGACCCUUUCUGAUGUUUAUCAUUGAUAUGUCAACAGGAACAAUUUUCUUAAUGGCAAAAAUUGUGAACCCAACCCAUGAAUAAGAAUAAGUUAAAGAAUGUUUAGGCUCCAUUUUAUGAAAUCUUGUUCUGAGCAUACAUUCAAAGCUAAUGAGCACAUGUAAACAAGUAGAAAGCCUUGCUCCAAGUGUCAAAAUUCUUUCCCUGAGAUAUCUUGCAGGUCACAUCAUUCUCUAGUAGUAUGAGACAGGUCACUGAGCAAAGUAUAAAUAUUUUUUCUAUUUUGUUUAUUCUAAUUAAAUAAGAUUUCAACCUUGAAUGAAUCCCUCCUUUCCAAGGAAUAGAUCAGAUACAUGGGUCCAGCUUCUCAAAUGUUUGUAUAAUUCAUUUGUCACUCAAGCUUGUCAGAUGUCAUGUUCUCUGGGGCUGAUUCCGCACAUGUUGGAUAAUGCACUUUCAAUGUACUUUAGCUAUCGUUUCGAAGUGGAUUUUUUGUUUCACACUCGAAAAAUUCAGUUCCAAAUGAUGUCUAAAGAGGAUUGGAAGUGCAGUAUCCAAUGUGUGCGGAAUCAGCCUGGGAAAAUGCAUCAUUCUGCAUCAUUCUGACAAGGUGUAGGCAUCAUUUGUACAGGGUUUCAUCCUAACUUCUGAUCUUGUAUUCGGUAAACAAAUAGCAAUUAUUCUGUAAACAAUCAGGAGUGACGGGUAUAUAAAGCCCUCCAAUGCUACUGGCCUUUACAAAUGUCUCCCCAAAAUGGAGAGUGGGUCAUGGGAUUAUUAAAUAAAUAAUAAAAACAUUUUUUCUUCUAUAAUCACCAUGUUUGGUGUCUUGAAAUAUAUGUGGGUAAGUGGAAGUAGGGGAUUUAUCAAUUGGCAAAAAUUCCCCUAUCGCAUCACCAGUCAGAGGAUGGCAUUUACAGCCAUUAAGGGCUAUUGAAAAACUGAUGAUGAUAUUUGCAUACUCUUGUAUGGGCAUCAAUGGAACCCAAGUGUUUGUGUAAUAAAAUUAUUUUAAAGCA
Molecule: messenger RNA, 2375 nt
Organism: Eublepharis macularius
Lineage: Eukaryota; Metazoa; Chordata; Lepidosauria; Squamata; Eublepharidae
Product: alpha-1-antiproteinase-like
Exons: 5
Coding region: 106-1440 (444 amino acids)
Biological process (GO): negative regulation of endopeptidase activity
Molecular function (GO): serine-type endopeptidase inhibitor activity
Source: RefSeq, a predicted model, not a curated record